UGUGAAGGUAUUGAUCACAGGACCGUGGAGUGAGCUGUUGGGUCGAUACUCGUGUGUGUUUAAUCAGAGCACGGUCCCCGCUUCGCUCAUCCAACCUGGAGUACUACGCUGCUACUGUCCAGCCCACGAGGCCGGUCUGGUGUGUCUUCAGGUUCUAGAGUCUGGAGGUUCCGUCUCGUCCUCGGUUCUGUUUGAGUACCGAGCGAGGAACGCCAGCUCUCUGCCGAGCUCUCAGCUCGACUGGCUCUCAUUGGACGAUAAUCAGUUCAGGAUGUCCAUCCUGGAGCGACUGGAGCAGAUGGAGCGCAGGAUGGCAGAGAUGGCCACCCGCGACAACAACAACAACCAGCAGCAGCAGCAACAGCAUCAUCAUCAACAACAUGGCAGCCAGCUGGCCCCACCCCCCCUACCUGAAGACCAUGAACAGUGGUUCGAGAGGAGGAUUGUGGGAGUUUGUGAGAGGAUGAUGAGAGGAGGAAGGUGGGGAGGAGGAGGAGAGAGGCUUCAUCACCCGGUCCGUCACCGCGGGAUGACACUCCUCCACCUGGCUGCAGCACAAGGAUACACACACCUGAUACACACUCUGAUCCGCUGGAGGAGUGUUAACAGCGACAGUUUGGACUUGGAACAGGAAGUAGAUCCUCUGAACAUCGACCACUUCUCCUGCACCCCGCUGAUGUGGGCGUGUGCUCUGGGCCACCAGAGGGCAGCAGAGCUCCUGUACAGCUGGAACAGCUCUGCUCUGGGGCUCCCUGAUUCGCUGGGCCGCCUGCCACUCGCCGUGGCUCGCUCCCGAGGACACACCCGCCUCGCCACCGCGCUGGAGGAGCUGCACACGCACGUGGUGCCCAGGGACGACGUGCACACGCCCACCACGCCGCAACCACAGCCGUCACCGUCUCCUCUGUCCACCAGCCCAGACACAGGUCUGAGCUCCUCCAGCAGCCUCCCCUCCCCCAGUGACCCCUCCUCCCCCUCCCCAAGCUCCGCCUAUUCCAGUGGCCCCGCCCCCAUGGAUACCUCCCCCUCGUCUCUGUCUUCUUCCUCACUGCCGGUCUCCCCCUCCUCCCUGACCCCCCUCCCUGUGUCCAUGUGGGGGGAGGAGAUGACCUCCGGGCUCAACACAGGUCAGAACCCCGGAGGCUCCAGAGACUCUCCGCUCUUCCUGAUGGACUACGAGAGCACCUGUCCCCCCUCCCCCGCCCACACACACACACACCCGGCAGCCGGACGGCGAGCGCUGGAGGAGCAGCUGCUGAGCUAUGGAGAGAACGCAGAGAACGAGGGAGAGGAGGAGGAGUUCCUGGAGGAGGAGGUGCUGCAGGUUGACAUGGCGACGCUGGCGGAGCAGAUCAUCGAGGCGACCCCGGAGCGAAUCAAACAGGAGGACUUCUCUAGGGGGGCGGAGUCACCGCUCAGAGAGAGGCGGGACAACCCCGCCAUACAGGUCACCUGGCUUGCUACGUACCUCGACACGGUCGACGUCCACACGCACUCCCCGCCCAGACGGGUGUGCCCGCCCUCACCCCUCAGCGCACUGGCCCUCCAGAGGCUCCGCCCCCCUUCCUCCGUGGCGUGGGCGGAGUUCCUGAACGCUUCAGCCAAUGGGAAGAUAGAAAGAGACUUCGCCCUGCUGACGCUGACGGACGGAGAGCAGAGGGAGCUGUACGAGGCCGCCAGGAUCAUCCAGAACGCCUUUAGGAGAUACAAGGGUCGGAGGUUAAAGGAGCAGCAGGACAUGGCUGCAGCCGUCAUACAGAGAUGCUACAGGAAGUACAAACAGCUAACAUGGAUAGCUCUGAAGUACGCUCUCUACAAGAAGAUGACCCAGGCGGCCAUCUUGAUCCAGUCCAAGUUCAGGUCCUACUACGAGCAGAAGCGGUUCCAACAGAGCCGACGGGCGGCGGUCCUCAUCCAGCAGUACUACCGCAGCUACAAGGAGUACGAGAGGCUGAAGCAGGGUCCAAGAGGGGCCACCAGUCACAACCCCAAGCUCAAGUAAGACCUGAACCAUGCAUCUGUUAGAACCAGAUCAGGUUAGACCUGAUCCAUACACCUGUCAGAACCAGAUCAGGUUAGACCUCAUCCAUACACCUGUCAGAACCAGAUCAGGUUAGACCUCAUCCAUACACCUGUUAGUACCAGAUCAGGUUAGACCUCAUCCAUACACCUGUUAGUACCAGAUCAGGUUAGACCUCAUCCAUACACCUGUUAGAACCAGAUCAGGUUAGACCUCAUCCAUACACCUGUUAGAACCAGAUCAGGUUAGACCUGUUAGAGGGUAUUGAUUACAGACGGAGGGAAUCAAAAUAUAUCAUCCACGUGAAUCGUGUAGAUCCGUAGAGUUUAUUUUUUGG
This is a messenger RNA of Anarrhichthys ocellatus (wolf-eel), 2357 nucleotides long. Its product is annotated as calmodulin-binding transcription activator 2-like. The record is from RefSeq and is a predicted model, not a curated record. Bases 272 to 2002 code for a protein of 576 amino acids. Gene Ontology annotation, biological process: regulation of transcription by RNA polymerase II. Gene Ontology annotation, cellular component: nucleus. Lineage: Eukaryota; Metazoa; Chordata; Actinopteri; Perciformes; Anarhichadidae. The transcript has 13 exons. Gene Ontology annotation, molecular function: protein binding; double-stranded DNA binding; transcription coregulator activity.